This is a messenger RNA of Dovyalis caffra, 201 nucleotides long. Lineage: Eukaryota; Viridiplantae; Streptophyta; Magnoliopsida; Malpighiales; Salicaceae. The record is from the annotation of a GenBank genome assembly.
AUGGCAAUAGCUUUGUUACGACGACGUUGGGUGGUGAAGAUGUCCUUGGGUCGACUUCGAGCAACAAUGAAAUGGAUUGGUUUGGACUUUCUUGAGAACCCACGGCCUGGAGUUCAGACUCACCAAUUAUGCCAGCCCAAAAUCAAUACUUGUAUGGCAAACCCAUUCUCUGGAAGGAAAAAUUAUGGCAAAAGAACUUAA